This is a messenger RNA of Lineus longissimus, 2745 nucleotides long. RefSeq names its product transmembrane protein 243-like. NCBI's taxonomy places the organism in Eukaryota, Metazoa, Nemertea, Pilidiophora, Heteronemertea, Lineidae. The transcript is spliced from 4 exons. The record is from RefSeq and is a predicted model, not a curated record. Bases 344 to 685 code for a protein of 113 amino acids.
UUUUCACGAAAUUUUAGACCAUUUUUCUUUUGAAAAUUGCAAAUAUCUCAUCAGGAAAUUAUCAAAUAUUAAUACUAAUGUAAAUUUUGGGUUAAAAUAAAUUGUAACAAGUUUUUUCUCUAUGUUUCGUACCAUUUUCCUGCCCAAUUACUUGGAAUUUGCAGUUUGAAUCGGCGAAAAUCUGAACACGGAAGUGAAUUUUCGUGUCAGCUAUGUGGAAUUAGUCCCAUCAUGGAGAAGGUGGAAGGAAAAGUACAUUACCGAUUUAUCUGAUAAAUGAUCGGAAUUAUUCUAAAUCUAGUUGACUACUUGACUAUUCAUUCACAUGAGUUUGUUUUAGAAGAUGUCUGCUUACGGGUACGAGAAUAUAGGCGCUGAAAAGCCCUUAUUUGGGGAGAACAAGCCUCAGGAUCGUAUCGUCAACCUCAUAGUUGGAGGAAUCACGGCAUUAUCUGUGACAGUUACCUUGGUGUGCUCUUUUGUAUUUCCGAAGUGGCCGCCGGUUGGUGUUAAUAUAUACUUUUCUGUCUGUAUAUUACUGCUCUGUGGAACAAAUUUACUUUUAAUAUACUGGUACCGCCAAGGAGAUGUCGAGCCCAAGUUUAGAACUUUGAUAUACAUGAAUGCAUUUAUUAUUAUACUUUUAUGUAUCUGUGCCAAUUUAUACAUUCAUGACAUAAAGUGAGGGAUCACAUGAAGAAUGGACUCUUGUGGAGACUUCAUGAGGAAGGUGCAUCAUGGAAUGGAUUCUGUCGUCACUUGUUGGCUAGAGACCUUGUCACGUAUGGAUAAUGAUAUCAAUCAUAUGAUGACUUUACAUCAAAUGGAGUCAUCAGUAUCAUUUGUGUGAGGCUACAGGAGUUUGCCUAUAUGACUAUCAUCACGUGAUGACCAGAAACUUCAUAUGUGCUACAUUAAAUUGACCGAUACCCAUUUCUUGUAUUUCUCAUCAUAUUUCUGCAAAAUAGCAAAUUUGGACACACCAGAACUGAUUUUCUCACGUCCAAAAAUAAAAUCACCUGUCAUCAUGUUGCAAAAACAUGUGACUUUCCCAAUGUAACCUGCUCAGUGGGAGGGUUAUAUCAGCCAGGCGCUACACAUGCUAGUUGUGAUAUCACAUGGGAAAGCACAUGCUAGCAUGGCACGUGUGAUCGAACAUGCUAUUAUUUUGGGGUCAUCUCGUGAGGAUAGGUAGGUCACAGGAAUUGCUCACGAAGUAAUCACUUUUCAAAAUGCAAAAGUGAAUUACAGAAUUUUAGUAUCUAAUAGGGCUGUGAGUUGCAAUUUUCAAACCAAACCUCUAAGUCUUUGAGCAAAAAAUGACAGUACGCCCUGGAGAAUUGGUUAAGCAACUUGCGGAGAAUCGUGUGUGUUCAGGCAGGUCACCCAAAUCACCCAGUUGGUGUGUUCUGGGAAGUGCCUGGGAGAAUGUGUGCAUUACAACCAAUCAAAAUUGGUCAAAAGGUGUGAUUUAGGUUGAUUAGACUAGAAGAAGUUGUGGAGCCUGUCUGAUUCUCAGCAAUCUGGGAAACCAACUAUAAGAGGAACCAUAGUGAUGAUGUUGUUUGGUUCAGAUUAUUUCUUUUUGAAAAGGGUUGGUGCUGAUACCAAGGGUAUAUUUUCAAUAUACAGUAGAACCUCUCUAUUAAGGACACCCUUGGGACUGACAAGUGCUGUCCUUAAAAGAGAGGUGUCCUGAUUAGAGAGGUCAAAUUGAAUGAAAACAACUAGUUUGGGUCCAAAACCGGUGUCCUUAAUAGAGAGGUUGUCCUUAAUAGAGAGGUGUCCGCUAAGAGAGGUUCUACUGCUCCUUAUGCUAUUAGACAAGCUGAUAUGAGUGCUUUAACCAUUAAGGAAUCCCACAAGUUUUGUCUUUGAGCCUUUCUAUAUUUAGGUGUGUGUAAAUGGAGGAAGGUUUUGAAUCAAAAAUUGUGCAAUUGUCAUAAAUGGCUUACAUGAAUCUUGGGGACAGUCAAAUCUGUUAUCAAAAUACUCGGGGAUGGGGGGGGGGGGGGGUUCUUCGAAGGCAAUAGGCCUUAACAUUGUAUAAAACCACAAAAAACCUUUGCUUGUAGGCCCUGAACUGACUAUUCAGAAGUUCAAAAAAUUGCUGUUUAUAAUGCUUGUUGCCAUUUACUUGGUUCUCAAAGUUAUCCCAUGCUCUAACCUGAAUCAAUGUGGCCAAAGGUACACUUGUAGUGUUACAGGAAGGAAAAGACCAUUAACUGUGUCAUUUGUUACAUAGGGGCAGCAAGUGCUCAUUCUGAUGUGGCCGAGAUAUAACCUUAUUACGGGGUGGAUUGUUUUUCAAAAUGACCAUCCCAAAGAACAAAGAUGCCAGGCAAUGGAUUCUUCUUUCCUGUGUUAUAAUGGGUGUAAGAUUGCCCACAGUGUCAGUGACAGUAUUAUCCGCUGUGUGUUUUUACGGGACACACUCUUGAUAGCUGAUUGUGUUGUUAUUUUCACAUAAGGUCACCUGAUAACGUUGCUUGAACUUGAAGUCUGACCUAGAUAAACCCAGCUUACUGGAAAAGCAAUGUGUGUCAUUUCACUACUUUCCCUUUUGCACAAUCGCCGAGUAUGGAUUGACAUCGUUUGGAAUAUUGUUUAUUUGCUCAGAAUUAUACCAAUUGAAUAUUGGGUUGGGGCCAUGAAUGUUAUCUGAAUAUUUGUGUGACCUCCGUGUAUAAUGAAGAUGAACAAAUGUGUAUUAUUCAUCACCACAUGGCCACAAAAUAUCAAUAA